CGAGCGGCAAAAAGUCAGUGACUUAAUACCAGAAAUCUCUUGGUCGGGUGCCCCUCAUAAUGAUGCAAACGCGCAGGUGCAAACACUUCCAUGUGUCUCCGGUCCCAAGUCGCGAUUUUGAUCCAUGGGAGUACAUAGAUAUACGACUCUUGGUUUCAGAUGCAUGGCCGCUCAAUUUAUCCGCCCAGCAAGCGUGGUUGUUUGUUGGCGUCUUCGCCGUUUUCGUGGCUGCGAUAAUUUUGUUAAAUAAUUGAGUAUGCAAUGAAAAUUGCGCAUUACAGCGACAUAAAUACAAUGGCUGGUCGUCUUUCCCUGCGAGGGUUUACUGUGCGUGUGUGGGGACAUGGGCAUAAGUGCCUAUAUGGUUACAAACACCUGUUCAUUCGUUUUGCUAGAAUGGGUUUCUUUCCUCACUUUUUCCAAAAUACUCGCAUAAACGGCAUUCAAAUCCGCACAUUGCUUGACAUUUUGUAAUUUGAACAAAUUGCUCGAAUUUUUGGCUAGCUCUUAUAAAUAGUGGAGUUGGUACCACUCGAAAUAUUAGUUUGGAGCAGAGCGAACGACACGUUGGAUCCGCGACAUAAAAUUCAGAGGACUACUACUAUAAUAUAACACCAGAAAAGGAUAUAUAAAAGCACAAUGAACAUCAAUUACUUUGUCAUAUUGCAAUUUCUGGCAGUUAUGGUGUUGCUAACCUAUGCAAAUGCCAUACCAAAAUAUGAAGAGAGUCAUAAGUUCUACGCGGACAAAGCACAACGGGAUAGAUCAUACUACAACGAAAAUAAAACACAGCCCAGUGAACCGCAGGCAGCUUCCACAAAGGAUAGGCUGGAACGUCUGGGAUAUACCACUGGCUAUGGAUCUCUGAAUGGAUAUCCUGGCAGUACUGGACUUUCUGCCUAUAAUCCCAUUAAACUCGACCUGGGAGGUGUUGUUUUGGGUACUCUCGUGGGUAUUGGCGCCAUUAUACUGAUCCCCAAAAUUCUAUCAGCCUUCCAUGGGGGCUACGGGGGAUACGGUCGAAGUGAGGAUAGUGACCUGACACCUCUAAGCAGCAUGAUCAAUAAAAUCGACGAUGUCCUGGGUCAGAAUAAUAUUGACUCCACGAGUUGUAUGCAGCGUGCUGUGUGUGGUUAUGUUCGUUCUACAGAGUAUAAUAUGAAGAUUGGAUCCUCUGACCAGAUGGAUGAAUUCAUUCACAUGCUAUCGGAAAAUGCUUUGGUAGACUAUCUGUUAGAUGGAACGGCUAUAAAAGAGGCGUUGGAGCAAGGAAAGCGUUCCAACGAUAGGGCGUGUGAAGAGGUGUAUUCCAAUUGUCCGCUGGAUAGUAAAUCAGCUACGGAUAUUCUGAUGAAGCUUAUGCCGAAAAAGAGCUCCCAAGGAAAGGGAAAAUCAUCUGGGAUUUCUCGAGAAAAGAAGGCUUAAUUUAUGUUGCCCUUUUUAAGAUCAAUAAGAUUGUUUUC
Drosophila suzukii is the source of this 1463-nucleotide messenger RNA. RefSeq names its product DM4/DM12 domain-containing protein Desiccate (gene Desi). NCBI's taxonomy places the organism in Eukaryota, Metazoa, Arthropoda, Insecta, Diptera, Drosophilidae. The record is from RefSeq and is a predicted model, not a curated record.